This is a messenger RNA of Dissoconium aciculare CBS 342.82, 926 nucleotides long. Its product is annotated as proteasome subunit beta type-1 precursor. The transcript is spliced from 2 exons. NCBI's taxonomy places the organism in Eukaryota, Fungi, Ascomycota, Dothideomycetes, Mycosphaerellales, Dissoconiaceae. Gene Ontology annotation, cellular component: proteasome core complex. Bases 76 to 867 code for a protein of 263 amino acids. The record is from RefSeq and is a predicted model, not a curated record.
UCCACUUUCCGGCAAGCACCAGGCACAUUCACACUGAUCUCAUCUCCGUUGUCACCGUGCUUCAUACCCAACAAAAUGGCAUCUGCCUUCGGAUCAUCAAUGCUCUCUUCUGAGCCAGGCUUUUCCUUCUCACAAGCUCCACAGAUGCGUUCAGAGCCACGACAGCACGGUUUCUACCCCUACACGGACAAUGGUGGUUCAACGCUUGGAAUUACUGGUCAAGAUUUCGCCGUGCUCGCUGGUGACACUCGCUCUACCUCUGGCUACAACAUCAACACACGCUAUGCGCCGAAAUUGUUUCGAAUUGGAGGAGACGGACCGAACAAUGAAGGAGCUAAAAUUGUGCUAUCUGUGGUUGGUUUUGCGGCCGACGGAAAUGCGUUGAAGGAGCGCCUAGACACUAUCGUCAAGAUGUACCGUUACCAGCACGGCAAGGACAUCUCAGUACACGCAUGUGCACAGCGGCUCAGUCACAUCCUCUACGGCAAGCGAUUCUUCCCAUACUAUGUCACAGCGAUCCUAGGUGGACUGGAUGAGGAGGGAAAGGGAGCUCUGUACAGCUAUGAUCCUGUUGGAUCUUAUGAGCGGGAACAGUGUCGUGCGGCCGGUGCAGCGAGUUCUCUCAUCAUGCCCUUUUUGGACAACCAGGUAAACCUGAAGAACCAGUACGAUCCGGCAUCAGCGCAGGGUCUAGAAAAGAAGGCAUUGCAGCCUCAGCCUUUGCCACGGGAGCAUGUCAUCGAACUGGUACGUGACGCAUUCACGAGCGCAGUCGAGAGGCACAUCGAAGUCGGUGAUGGGCUACAAAUGAUGAUCAUCACGAAGAACGGCAUUGAGGAGAUCUACUCGGAGUUGAAGAAGGACUGAGCAAGUACGAGAACAAUGCAAACUAUGUGAAACGAAAAGCAUGUACAAUACCCUGUAGC